Naumovozyma castellii is the source of this 675-nucleotide messenger RNA. RefSeq lists its product as uncharacterized. The transcript has a single exon. The coding region runs from base 1 to 675 and encodes 224 amino acids. The record is from RefSeq and is a predicted model, not a curated record. NCBI's taxonomy places the organism in Eukaryota, Fungi, Ascomycota, Saccharomycetes, Saccharomycetales, Saccharomycetaceae.
AUGGAAAUUGCAACACAAAAUAAUUGGUUAGUAUUAACUCAAACCAUAUUAUUUGAAAAACAAUAUGGCGGUAAUAUAAAGACCUGUCUACUGGUGGGCGAGAGAUGUUCCCUAUUAUUUGUCCGAGGAAAGAAGAGCAUCAGUGAUGUUAUUGGUGACCGUCUACUAAGAGGGAGAGUAGCAUCCGGAGCUCUUAGUCUUCUCCAAUUCUGUGCAGCCGAUAAAAGGAGGGAAUAUGUCGUUGCUUUGUCAAAUCAUCGGUUUUGUUUCUCCGAGGGUUGCCUACUAAAAGACUUAGAAGAUUUUCAAGAGUCAUACGCGGAUUUUACAUCCUUGAAUGAGCUAUUAGAGGCAAAACACUUUCUACCAAAUGAAGAUAGAUGGGCUAUAAACUCAAUAGCGAAGGGCUCCCAUGACUUUAGCCGUGGUGCCAAGGAGGACCUCCUUCGUAGGCAGGAAAAAGUAAAUUUGAGAUUUUUCCUUUUGACGAGCAUCGUCGGGUCUGUAGCAACAGUUUCCACACCAGCGGUAACAGCCUUGGAUCAUCACCUUGACAUCUCUGAUCGUUUUAAACUAAUUUUUGGCUGGAUACCAGUAGGUUUGGCCAUUAUUUGUUGCCUGUCAUGGGCUGCCAAAGUUGGUGCAUGGGUAAUUUGUUUCUUUUCCCGAAACUAA